AGCCUCGCCCAGGUGCUCUGUGGCUCAGGAGGGGCCACCAGGUCCUCAGAAGUCAGACCAUGAGCUCCUUCGAUCUACAGGCGCAUUCCCCACCCCGAUGCAGCCCCCAGUUCCCCAACAUUGGCCAAGAGCCUCCUGAGAUGAACAUCUAUUAUGAGAACUUUUUCCACCCACAGAACAUGCCCAGUCCCCAGCGUCCCUCAGGCUAUGAUAGCAGUGGGGACUUUGGGGCCACAGCAAACCCCUACCUCUGGCUGAAUGGGCCUGCGAUCACUCCUCCACCCUACCUCCCAGGCUCCAACCCUGGACCCUUCCUCCCCCAGUCCUAUGGCAUGCAGAGGCAGCUGCUGCCCAAUGGCCUUGGGGCUACUGACCUGGGCUGGCUACCCAUACCUUCCCAGGAAGAACUGAUGAAGCUGGUGCGGCCACCCUACUCCUACUCAGCCCUCAUUGCCAUGGCCAUCCACGGGGCCCCGGACAAGCGACUGACCCUCAGCCAGAUCUACCAGUAUGUGGCAGACAACUUCCCCUUCUACAACAAGAGCAAAGCUGGCUGGCAGAACUCCAUUCGGCAUAACCUGUCUCUCAAUGACUGCUUUAAGAAAGUGCCCAGAGAUGAGGAUGAUCCAGGAAAAGGGAAUUACUGGACUCUGGAUCCAAACUGCGAGAAGAUGUUUGACAAUGGAAAUUUCCGCAGAAAGCGAAAGAGGAAGUCAGAUGUCACCUCCAGCACAGGCUCCUUGGCCUCAGAGAAAUCCGAGGACAGUCUCUUGUCUGGCAGUCCCAAGACCACAGAGCCCCAGGACAUGUUAGACAGUGCCUCUCCAGGCUCUGACAACUCUCCUGAGAAGAGGUCUCCCCCUUCUCCUUCGAGCACCCCCUGCCUCAACAGCUUCCUCUCCACCAUGACAGCCUAUGUCAGUGGGUCCAACUCUGUGGGUCGUUCAGGGGUGGCUCCUCCAGGACUGAACAAUGACAGCACUGAUAAGAUGGGUCAGAACUUGCUGAGCUUCAACUCCUACUCCUCUCUCACCAACAUCCCCAGCCAUGGAGGUGGGGGUGACUGGUCCAACUCCAUGCCCUCCAACCACCUUGGCUAUAGCGGAUCUGUCCUCAACCAGUUCAAUUCCCAUUUCUACAACAGCAUUAACCAGAACAGCAUCCUCUACCCCAGGGAGGGGACUGAGGUCUAGGAAAAGGAGGAUAGUCCUAGGCAAGGGCAGGAAGGGCUGAAAAAAAGAGAGAAGCUUCUCUGAAUAGGUAAUUCUCUUCAUAUUGAGAUUUGAGAGUUGGAAUCUGGUCCAGAAUUGAUUUGAAAGGGUAGGAGAAAACCUUCCCUCUCUCCAGAGACUUGACUCAGUGCAUAUACCUGCCCAAAUAGACAUAAUCCUACAAACAUUCUACAAGCACAUAUAAAAAUAUAGACAUGGAACUUUACUCAGGACACACUUCUAAGUAAGGCAACCCCCCUGGGGCAGCAUAUUGAGGAGAUCUAGUUGGAAAGCUAUUGCUUAGGCACUUGAGGAUGGGAAAUCCUAUGAGAUCUCAUCUCUUCUCCUUUGUAGUCUGAGGGAAAAUUCAGACCAACACUUGGCAGGUCUAAGCCAUAGAUAUUGAAGCUGGUAGGAGAUAUUGCUUGUGUGGCUGGCUAUUCCUGAGGGCACCAAGGAGCCAAGAUCUCCUACCCUUCAGAGCCUGGAGCCAGGAUCCCCAUCACAUCUUCAGCAUAGGGAGAUGGGGGCCAGAACAGUUUACCAGAGCAAAUGGCCCCCAGCCUCUGCCACCCCCAGCCCCUCAGCCAAGAGGCCACUGUCACUAGAGAGCCUGGUGACAGCGCCUCCCAAGGAGCUGGGUGAGAAGUAUGAGCCUGAUAUCCCUGGCACUGCCAAUGUAUAACUCCCCUAAAAGCCUCACUUCCUGUGUGUCAUGGGCCACUGAAAAUGUGAUGUCGGUGCUAUCCAAGAGAAACACUAGUAGAAUAAAGUCUUCCUUUUUAUAGCCAGAAAUAAGGGAAAGAUGAAGGAGAAACCUCCUGCUUCAGGGAGGUGACAGACAGCUCCUCCCCUCCGUGUCCUGAGAACCCACCAGAUUCCUGCCCCAAGAUCUCUGCCCACAGUGUUGCACAUUGUGCCUCAGAGCAGCAGCACCUCUGUAACCGGAGAGGGUUUGGGGUUUUCCUUUUUGAGGAUGGGUUGGUUUUCGGUUCAUUUUUGUUUUGUUUUGUCCUUAUAUGUUUUGUACUCUGAGAUUUCGUCACACCCAGGACACACUUGGAAGUAUUUUUUAUUAAUAAAAUCUUUGUGCAGAA
Messenger RNA from Monodelphis domestica (gray short-tailed opossum), 2308 nucleotides. RefSeq names its product forkhead box I1 (gene FOXI1). The record is from RefSeq and is a predicted model, not a curated record. NCBI's taxonomy places the organism in Eukaryota, Metazoa, Chordata, Mammalia, Didelphimorphia, Didelphidae. Gene Ontology annotation, molecular function: DNA-binding transcription factor activity, RNA polymerase II-specific; RNA polymerase II cis-regulatory region sequence-specific DNA binding. Gene Ontology annotation, biological process: regulation of transcription by RNA polymerase II; anatomical structure morphogenesis; cell differentiation.